UCAUGUUCAAUAAACAAAAUUUAAUUAAUUAAAAACAAAGACAUUAAAAGGAGAUCAGAUGUUUUAAACCAGUAAAGCAACAACAGAAACUGGUUUCAGUUUAAACGCUGCAGGUUGUUUGCUGAUGACGUUUUUCUGUCCUCGUGUCUCUGACAACUGCUCAGUCCAUCGAUCAGUCAGAGAUCAGUCAGUCAGAGAUCAAUCAGUCAGUCAGCAAUCAGUCAGUCAGAGAUCAGUCAGUCAGUCAGAGAUCAAUCAGUCAGUCAGAGAUCAAUCAGUCAGUCAGAGAUCAAUCAGUCAGUCAGAGAUCAAUCAGUCAGUCAGAGAUCAAUCAGUCAGUCAGAGAUCAAUCAGAGAUCGAUCAGCAGAGAGUCCAGCUGCAGUGUUUCUCACCUGCUUCAUCGCUGCUGGUCCAGAUGAGUGCUGAGGCUCCGCCCCCUUACCAUCCUCACCUGUCCGACGCCGCCGCUUCCCCUCCAGCUCUCAGCUGCUUCCCCGGCUCCUCGUACCAGACCUUCCCUCAGACCUUCCACACCCACUACCACGGAGAUCCAGGCCUCACAGCGCCGGGGUACCAGGACGGCCCGGUCGGACCCCCUAAACACACCGUUUACGUCGUGGAGCAACAUCACCAUGACGACGGUGGCGGCGGUGACUCGUGUCUGGCGGUUCUCUGCUGCUGCUUCCUGUGGAACCUUCUGACCGCCCACCACUGACCCUCACCUUUACAAACGCUGCUCUCUGAUUGGCUGAUUGAGGCGGUUUUGUGUCCUUUAACUUUGAGCUUGUAAUCGUCUCACCUUCAGCUGCAAACUCCUCGUCUGUGGAUUUUAUGAACAGAAGGAAACUAGAAUGUGAGCUGCUCUAAUGAAACAGUUUGACCACAUGAGGGCGACAUUCAGUCAUUAAACCAUCAGGAAUCAAUAUUUACUGAUCAAUGACUCCAUCCAUCCACAUUCAAAGCUCACUUUUCCCUCCAAUAGAAUAAAGUCUGUGGAAAGUGGAUGAUGAACUGUUUGGCUCCACAUAUUUAAAAUAUUUUAUAUUUCACUCUUGAAAUAAAUAAAUAAAAUUUUAACAAAUGUCAGAACAAUAAUUUUCCUCCUCACACAGCUGCAUCCAUCUGGACCAGAACAUAAAUAAUUUCAUAUAAACAUUUAGAACAACUAAAUUCACUGUAAAUCUGUAUUUGACAUUAAAUGUUCAGAGACACAUUAAUCUUAAUGCAUCACUAAUUUGACUUGUGAUGUAACACAGUUAAGUUCUGCAGCUGAUUAGGACUCACUGCUGCUCACAUUUAGUUUGUCUUCAUAGAUUAAUUCAGUCCUUUGUCUAGAACAGCGUUUCCCAACCUGGGGUCCGCGCCCCCCCAAGGGGGGCGCCAGAGAUCUGAGGGGAGCGCAAAGCUUUGUCUACUCUGAGGCUGUGAUGUUAUAAAAAAUAGAUUUUUACAUUCUGGAUAAAAUCAGAGUAACAGACUCACUGUGUCAUCACAAGUCUACCUAUAAAACAUUUUAAAAACACAUUUAUUUGGUCUUUCUCCAGGUUGGCUCUAGUUCAUCCAGAUUCAUUAGUUUGUGUGCAGUUAGAAAAUUACUGACGGAAUUGGUGUCUGAAAAACGCAGAACGGGGCUGUGGCUGGGGUGCAGCUUAUAGGAGGGGCUCCAAGCCAAACAGGCUGGGAACCACUAGUCUAGAAGAUUGAAAACUUCAAGGUUUUAGUGACAUCUGCUGGACAACUGAAGUCAUAGCGACCUUCUGAAGAGCUGGACUGAAGCACUGACAGUUUCUAUCCCAUGUCAGCAAUAAAAGUUCAGAAAA
Messenger RNA from Amphiprion ocellaris (clown anemonefish), 1821 nucleotides. RefSeq names its product cysteine-rich and transmembrane domain-containing protein 1-like. The transcript has 5 exons. NCBI's taxonomy places the organism in Eukaryota, Metazoa, Chordata, Actinopteri, Pomacentridae. The record is from RefSeq and is a predicted model, not a curated record. Bases 417 to 716 code for a protein of 99 amino acids.